GGCCUCCAGGCCCGGUCCCGAUUGGCCGCACUGCGCAGAGGCCCGCCCCCGCUUACGCAGCCGGCCCCGGCGGGGCGGGAGGGUCCGGGCGGUGGAGUCGCCGUGUCCCGGCGGCGUGGUGUGGAGCCCCCGCCGGGGCGGCGGGAACGAGCGCCUCGUAGAACUGCUACUCCCAGAGCAGCCCGGGCCCCCCAUCUCCGCCCAGCCGCGCUCUCAGGCUCCGAGCACUACAACUCCCGGCAUGCCGUGAACUUGACGGCCGCGCCUCCCGGGCGGAGUCCGGCCCUCCCGGCCGCCCGGCUCCCCCGCCCUGUCCCAGCCGCUCCUCAGACCGCGCGCGGAGCUGGGAUGCAAGCCAUGGAGGAGACACCGCCCCCGUUGCUGGGCAGCAACAAGCCGCACCUGGAGAAGCUGACCUUGGGGGUCACCCGCAUCCUAGAAUCAUCCCCAGGUGUGACAGAGGUGACCAUCAUAGAAAAGGCGCCUGCUGAACGUCAUAUGAUUUCUUCAUGGGAACAAAAAAAUAACUGUGUGCUGCCUGAGGAUCUGAAAAACUUUUACCUGAUGACCAAUGGCUUCCACAUGACAUGGAAUGUGAAGCUGGAUGAACAUACCAUUCCAUUGGGCAGCAUGGCAAUUAACAGCAUCUCAAAACUGACUCAACUCAACCAGUCUUCCCUGUACUCACUUCCUAACGCACCAACUCUUGCAGACCUGGAGGACGAUACACAAGAAGCAUUAGCACAGGACACUGAGAUCUGGUUCCUGGACAGAGCAUUAUACUGGCAUUUUCUCACAGAUACCUUUACUGCCUAUUAUCGCCUGCUUAUCACCCACCUGGGCCUGCCCCAGUGGCAGUAUGCUUUCACCAGCUAUGGCAUUAGCCCACAGGCCAAGCAAUGGUUCAACAUGUAUAAACCCAUCACCUACAACACAAACCUACUCACGGAAGAGACCGACUCCUUUGUGAACAAGCUGGAUCCCAGCAAAGUGUUCAAGAGCAAGAACAAGACCUUAAUCCCCAAAAAGAAAGGGUCUGUUCAGCCUGCAGGUGGCCAGAAAGGGCCUGCAGGUCCUCUUUCCACCUCUAAAUCCUCCUCUGGCUCUGGAAACCCUGUCCGAAAAUGAGCGCCCCACCUCCAGCUCCCUGCCAGCCCCACAGCGAUGAUUUCCAUGCACGGAUGCCCCAGGCGUGGCCCAAGCCUCAGAUUCUGUGUGUGGAACCAUAGUCCCCUCCCCGUCUGAGUGACAAAAUCCUAGGCCUUUUUUACUGCCAUUGGCUUGAGCCAGGACUUGGAAAAGCAUACUCAGGUCUCCCCAAGAAUCCUUCCCUCAUACCCCUUACAGCAGGUUGUACCACCUACUGAUUCUGGAAGCUGUGGAGAAUGUAAGGUGCUGUGUAAGUGACUAAGAAGAUCUGUUAAGAGCUUUCUUCUCUUUCUACUCCAACCCCCUACCCCCUCAGCAGUAAUUAGAGAAGUCCCCCAUAGAAACCACUGGUUUUGACCUAUGAAGCAUUACAACUAUGCUGCUCAAUUGGUAGCCACUUUUUAAAGCAGCUAAAUUUAAGCCAUGUUAAAAAUUCAGUUCCUCAGUUAUAUUAGCCACAAUGGGAGUAUUCAUAUGGCUAGUGGAUUCUGUAUUAGCACAGAGAUGAUCAAACAAACAUUUCUAUCAUCACAGAAAGUUCUAUUGGGCAGCACCGCAUUAGAAUACUUUUGCAUUAUCCUUCCUCAGGUCAGUUAAUUUUGUUAGAGAAUAUUGAUACCUUAAUUUGAUGGGUUAUAAUGUUCCAUGAAAAACCUUGAAUAUACAUUUUUAUGUUCUUUAUAUCCUUCACCACAAAGAUCUUGCGUUGCUCAUUUUCAGUUUCCUGUAGUUUCUCAUCUUCAUCGGUUUCCUAUAAAGCUUCUUUUUUCCAGUUUUGUGAUGUGAUAUUUGCACAUUUGCCAAAAUUAUCUUUUUCACUUGUUUUUAAAAGAAGAGGUGAUUCUGCUGUGCCAUUAAAACCAAAACAAAAUAAAUCUCCCAAGCAUUGCUUUGCCAGGA
Messenger RNA from Aethalodelphis obliquidens (Pacific white-sided dolphin), 2049 nucleotides. It is a transcript of the gene TPGS2, whose product is annotated as tubulin polyglutamylase complex subunit 2. The transcript is spliced from 6 exons. Gene Ontology annotation, biological process: protein polyglutamylation. The coding region runs from base 349 to 1128 and encodes 259 amino acids. Lineage: Eukaryota; Metazoa; Chordata; Mammalia; Artiodactyla; Delphinidae. The record is from RefSeq and is a predicted model, not a curated record.